GCUUCGAGCACGUAUUCGCGGAUACAUUCAUCGAAAUAGAAACAGAAACAGAAACCGAAAACUUUUGGCCGUGGCUAAACAAUCCGUCAAUCCGUCAAAGCAUUCGCUCGCUCCGCGAAUUGUGCGGCUCUCUGCCUAGCAUAAUACGAUAACAGAGACGCGCAUCCGUUGGAUACAACAACAGUCGCAGAUACAGAUACAUUGCACGACGCGCAGCGCUGACUUUGAGCGAUAAUAACGGAAGAUGGAUGGGCAGCUAAGUGUUUUCAGUGCCAGUGUUUUCAUCGAUGACGUUUAAAAUACAUUCGCGCUGAUGGAUACCAUAAAUUCGGCGUGAACUACUCGCAGAUACACUGCGAAUCGGCGCAUCUUAAUGAGAUUCAACUACGCUCUUCAACCAGCCGCAGCCCAACUAGAACUGUGACAAAUUACGUGCCUGCCCGCUGCGGCUAAUUACGGUUUUAAAAUCCGCCAAACCAAACAAGUGCAAAAAUAAACUCACAAAACUAACAGCAGAUAGAAAUCUUAGCGUAGCGGCCACAAAAUGGAUCCCGACUGCUUUGCCAUGUCCUCGUACCAGUUUGUCAACUCGCUGGCCUCCUGCUAUCCGCAGCAGAUGAACCCGCAGCAGAGUCAUCCGGGCGCCAAUGGCAGCACUGGCAACAGCGGUGGCGCGGGCGGCGCGAACGGCGGGCAGGGCAACUCGGGCGCGGCGACGCCGAGCGGCAACGACUACUUCCCAGCGGCGGCCGCAUACACGCCCAACUUGUAUCCGAACACACCGCAGGCCCACUAUGCGAACCAGGCGGCCUAUGGCCUGGGCGGCGGAGGCGGGGCGCCGGGCGGUGGACAGGCCAAUCCCGAUAUGGUGGACUAUACACAGCUGCAGCCGCAACGAUUGCUGUUGCAGCAGCAGCAACAGCAGCAGCAGCACGCACAUGCGACGGCCGCCGUUGUCGCCCAGCAACAGCAACAGCAGCAGCAACAGCAACAGUUGCCGCAACAGCAGCAACAACUCCCGCAACAACAACAGCAACAACAGGCGAGCAUUAGCUGUAAAUACGCCAACGAUCCGUCGACGCCUGUUGGCAGCAACAACAACAACAACAAUAACAACAGCGCCAACAGCAACAACAACAACCAGUCGCUGGCCAGUCCGCAGGAUCUCUCCACGCGCGACAUCUCACCGAAGCUAUCGCCCAGCUCCGUGGUGGAGAGCGUAGCCCGUUCCCUCAACAAAGGCGUGCUCGGCGGCAGCUUGGCCGCCGCCGCCGCCGCCGUGAGUCUUAACAACAACCACAGCGGUGGCAGCGGCGGUGGUGGGGGCGGCGGCGGUGGCGGUGGCCCCGGACCCGUCAAUGUGAACGUGAACGUGCCCAUGCACAGUCCGGGCGGCGGCGACUCGGACUCGGAGAGCGACAGCGGCAACGAGGCGGGCAGCAGUCAGAACAGCGGCAACGGCAAGAAAAAUCCGCCACAGAUCUAUCCAUGGAUGAAGCGAGUACAUCUCGGACAGAGCACUGUGAAUGCCAAUGGCGAGACGAAACGACAACGGACCUCAUAUACCCGCUAUCAGACACUGGAACUAGAGAAGGAAUUCCAUUUCAAUCGCUACCUGACGCGCCGGCGACGCAUUGAGAUCGCGCACGCGCUCUGCCUGACGGAGCGACAGAUCAAGAUCUGGUUCCAGAACCGGCGCAUGAAGUGGAAGAAGGAGCACAAGAUGGCGUCAAUGAACAUUGUGCCCUAUCACAUGGGCCCCUAUGGCCAUCCCUAUCACCAGUUCGAUAUCCAUCCGUCACAGUUCGCGCAUCUGAGCGCAUAGGACGCGUGGCACUUUUCGGGUACUGGUUAGAGACUCAAUCAGUUGUAUCAGGAACCAUAUCAGGCGGCGGCAGCGGCCAGCGUGGCCGGCGGCUAUCAGUCACAGGGCUCUCAGGAUGCUACCGCGGCGGCGUCGGUGCUAGGCACCGCCAGCGUCGGCGGCGGAGCUGGCAGCAACAUUGGCGCCGGAAACGGACCCAACUCGCUGUUCAGCUCCGCCGCGGCGGUGGCCAAUGCCAGCAAUACCAAUGCCGACUGCAUCAAAUAUCCUCAAGAGUUCUGAUCUCAGGUUAUCAUCAGGCAGCAGCAGCAGCAGCAGCAGCAGCAGCAGCAGUCGCAGUCGCAGCAACAACAGCAGCCACUCGACCAGCUGCUGGACUCGGACUGUGAGCCCGAGUCGGAGCUGGGCCUGGAGCUCGAGCUGGAGUACAAAGCGGAUAUUGUCGGCUGCAAUUUGUUCUGCUGCUGAGCCGGUUCCGGUGCCGGUGCCUGCGCCUGCGCCUGCGCCAUUGCCACUGCCUUGCCUUGCCCUGCUCCGCAUACGCAUCCGCAACCACAUCCGCAACCGCAACCGUAACCGCAACCGCAAUCGCAACCGCCGCCGCCGCUGUCGAUCAACCAACAUCAAAGACGAUGCUUCUUGUUUGCAACUGAUUCGUGUUAAGCUGAGAAAUGAGCCGUUGCUGGAGCGCGGCUCGUUUGGGUUUAUGAUACUGGAGGUGGAACUGUGCGCGUUCGUCUAGUUCUUCCAGAGCCUUCCCGCAGACGCCACCACCCGCACAGACACACAGAAACACACACAUACACACACAAGCACACACACACUCGCACACACAUGCAUCACAUGAACACAGUUCGAGCCUUGGGCUCGGACCUGGGCAGGGCAUCUGGAGUUCGCAUAUGAUAGCUUCUUACGAAGCCGUUGCCAUUGGACGUCCAGUAUGAUAAACCUCUUUCUCUAAGCAGUAUUCGAAAAGCUAUUAGUUUUAAGUGUAGCAUAAAUUUUAGGCCUAAGUCCGCACAGACGAACAAAAUUGAAAAACAAAAACAAAAACAAAAAACAAUUCAAAUCGAACGUAAUAUUUGCAAUAAUUUCAAAGUGAUUUCUAUUAAAAUUAGUUUUCGUAUUAUAAUUAAUUCUAAGUCGAAUGUCCCCGGGGAUAAUUCGCAUUCUCAAAUCUGUACUUAAAACCUAACAGUCAUACAUACUAUGUACAUAUGUGUGUAUAUGUAUAUGUAUGCAUAGCUACCCAUAUAAGGCUUUGUUUAGUUUGUAUAUAGCAGAGCGCCCCACUCUCAUACGGCGCCUUAUUAUGUUUGUGUUUCAUUUUAAAUAUAAAUUGUUUUGCUCGAGAGCUACUUAACAAACUGUGAGCCGAAAUGUUCAGUUUUAUUUUAAUAUAGAUUUGUGUUGUUGAAAGUGCUUUAGCAGCUUGGCAAAUGCUUUACUAAUUUUAUUCAAAAUUAAUACAUACUAAAUACAAACUUGUUUUAUUUGCACCCCCCACCUCAACCCCCACAAUGAUGAACAAAUUCGGAGGAUAAACAGGAAUCUUGUGGCCCAAUUGCAACCAUUUAGCACAAUUUCUACAGCAAAGCCACUGAGAAUUAUUUAUGGCUGGUGCCCGACACCAGAUGCUCUCUCAAUGUUAUUAUUUUGAGUCGUAUCAAGAACUUUUGUGUCUGUAAAUCAAAAUCCUAUUACAAAUACAAAUACAUAUUGUCUCUUAGCGUAAGUGUGCAUUAAAAUUUCAAAAUAUUGAGCAAUGCGCAAAUUGUUAAAAUCUAAAAAUAAUACAAAAUUUAAGAAAAUUAAAAAAAUAUAAAAUAACAACAAAAACAUUAAAACACAACCUAUACGUAAAUGUAAUGUAAUUAUUUAUGCUGUACUUUUUGCUAAGCUAAGGUUAGUGCAUUCUAGAACCUAUCGGUAGUCUAUGUGAACCUAGCUCCUAAGCCUAAAUUAUAUGUAUCGAAUUAGCAAGACAAAUUUUAGUAAAAAGUAAAAUUACAACAAAAAACCAGCGCAUUAAGAGAAGAAAAAAAAAACAAAACGAAAAAUGAAAACAAAAUAAUAGCAAGCAAACGCAAAUAAGAAAAGAAAAAUACUUAGCACAAAUUAAUUAAUUAAUUGUUUUUUGUUUAACCUAUAAAUAGUUUUGCAAUUUGUCCAAACGAUAUGAUUUUUCAAUCAAAAUGCAAUACAACGUUUGUCGUUUUCGGGAUAGGGGCGCACAAUGUGCGCCAGCGCAAAGAGUUUAACUGCAUUCCAUGUAAAAAUAAAUUACAUAACUAAUUUUAAAUGAGAUCCGUACUUAUAUAAUGAUAUGGGUUCAAUUGCGUAAAACCACAAAACCAUACAAAUAUAAAUAAAUCAAAUCAAAUGAAAACAUAUGUAAACAUGUAUGAAUAUGACAUAAAAAUAAAACUAUUUUAAAAUGUACAA
Messenger RNA from Drosophila montana, 4270 nucleotides. It is a transcript of the gene Scr, whose product is annotated as Sex combs reduced. The record is from RefSeq and is a predicted model, not a curated record. Gene Ontology annotation, molecular function: RNA polymerase II cis-regulatory region sequence-specific DNA binding; DNA-binding transcription factor activity, RNA polymerase II-specific. The transcript is spliced from 3 exons. NCBI's taxonomy places the organism in Eukaryota, Metazoa, Arthropoda, Insecta, Diptera, Drosophilidae. Gene Ontology annotation, biological process: positive regulation of transcription by RNA polymerase II; anterior/posterior pattern specification. Bases 545 to 1825 code for a protein of 426 amino acids. Gene Ontology annotation, cellular component: nucleus; nucleoplasm.